Molecule: messenger RNA, 510 nt
Organism: Entrophospora sp. SA101
Lineage: Eukaryota; Fungi; Glomeromycota; Glomeromycetes; Entrophosporales; Entrophosporaceae
Source: the annotation of a GenBank genome assembly
AUGGACGUUGAAGCAAGAAAAUUCUGUGGAUUAUUGAUGUUCAAUAAACCAUUUGUAUCAUCAAAAGGUCCUGGAUCAUUCGAUUCAUCAUCAAAUUAUAAUAAUAAUAAUAAUAACAACAAUUUAUCAUCUUCAAUCAUCCAAUCAAAUUACAACAUCAAUUCAUCGGCAAAUCCAACAACCAAUAAUAAUAGAUCAAACGAUUACAUUUCAUUGGAUAACAGUAACUACAAUAAUAUUAUCAAGAAUAAUAAUAAUAACAGCGAUGAUGACAAAUCAUCAAAAGACCAAGACGAAAAAAGACCUCCCAGACCUCCAAAUGCUUUCAUCUUAUACAGAAGAGCAAGACAACCUGCAAUCUUGGCAGCAAAAAGACAUUUGACCAACGCAGAAAUCUCUAGAUAUAUUUCCGAUCUAUGGAAAAACGAAAGCAACGAAACUAAAUUGGAAUGGGAAAGAUACGCUGAUCAAAAGAAAUUGGAACACAUGCAAGCAUAUCCAAAUUACUAG